Messenger RNA from Exserohilum turcica Et28A, 1249 nucleotides. RefSeq lists its product as uncharacterized. The transcript has 2 exons. Lineage: Eukaryota; Fungi; Ascomycota; Dothideomycetes; Pleosporales; Pleosporaceae. Gene Ontology annotation, cellular component: cytoplasm. The coding region runs from base 19 to 996 and encodes 325 amino acids. Gene Ontology annotation, molecular function: aminopeptidase activity. Gene Ontology annotation, biological process: proteolysis. The record is from RefSeq and is a predicted model, not a curated record.
UUUUCUGUGCUCACUAUCAUGAACCAACCGUCUGGGAUACAUGGCUACCAGCACGAAGAUGCUUGGAACGUUGAUUGGCUGCGGGUUGACGACCUUCACGAACUGUACUACCGACAGUAUGGGAAGAAGGGUGGCAAGCCUGUAAUUUAUCUCCACGGGGGACCAGGCGGCAAUUGCUCCAAAAGCAACACCGUCUUCUUCGACCCUUCUGAAUAUCACGUGAUACUGCUCGAUCAACGCGGAUGUGGACAGUCCCGCCCCAAUGCCAACACUACCAACAACACGACGUGGCACCUCGUAGCCGACAUUGAGGCCUUGCGCAAACAUCUCCACAUUGCCAAAUGGCACAUGGUUUUCGGCGGGUCCUGGGGCUCCACUCUGGCCCUUGCAUACGCAGAGACGCAUCCAGAGAGCGUGGGCAGCCUGGUUCUCCGGGGUGUCUUCACCGUGCGCGACCUCGAGCUCAAAUGGUCAAACUGCGAGGGUGGUGCCUCGAUGCUCUUCCCCGACAAAUGGGACGACUACGUAGGCUUUCUCCCCGAAGAAGAGCGUGCCGACCACAUUGCCAACUACCAUAAACGGCUCAUGUCUUCCGACCCGGCAGUCUCGCAUCCGGCAGCCAGGGCCUGGAACACGUGGGAAAUUUCAAUCAGCACCCUGUAUCCAGAUGCUACGGCGUUCCAGAAGCUGCAAGAGCCAGAAUACCUGCUUGCCCACGCCCGCAUCGAGAUCCACUACUUUACCAACAAGGCAUGGAUGGAGGACGGUCAGCUGCUCAAAAGCGAAAAUGUCGACCGCAUCCGGCACAUCCCCACCACGAUAGUGCAGGGGAGAUACGACGUUGUUUGUCCCCCAAUCACAGCGUGGCAGUUGCACAAGCAGUGGCCUGAGAGCAAGCUGCACUUUGUGGACGACGCUGGACACGGCGUCAUGGAGCCUGGCACCAAGAAAAAGCUGAUCGAAACGUGUGACGAAUACGCCAAGUUGGUAAUCUAACCAACCCCCGAUUACGCACACCUAGUCUGUAGAAAAGGGAGGAAGGUUAUCAUAGGGAUAGACGGAUCAACACGCUCAGUAAAAUUUGCCUAUAGACUAGGUAGUACUAGAACAGCCAGCUGCGCUCCAUGCUAUCUAUAUAUUAGCCUGUACAUACUCUGUAGGGGGCUAGUUUUUUUUCAGCCCCAACCCGUGCGCGGCGUGGGGGCGUGGGUUAGGUGGGCUUGAAACAUGCAGCGGCAAUCAUCAAGGC